AUUUAUAAUAUAAUAUUUAAUUAACAAAGCCAUAAUAUUAUUUGAUAGGAAAAUUUUUUAAAAGAAUAAAAGGAUUACCCAAUAUAAAAUGCAAUUAUUUCUGAUAACUAGCAGAUUAUCGUGCGACAUUUUAAUAAUAUGCCUAAUAAGUGGUAUUGUAAAUUUUUAAAUAAACUAUUGAAAAUAUUAAAACUAAAAGUAUGCAAUAAAUUAAUUUAAAAUUCACAAACUUAUCAUUAAUUAAUUAAAAAAAAAAAAAACAAGAACGAAAUAAUUAAAAUGAACACAAUUUUAGGAAAUUUACCAAAUAAUUUAAAAUAUUUAAUAAUGUAUGAAAAUCCAAAUAUAUUAAAUGAACAUGAAUUAUUAUUAUAUCAUAAUAAUAAUAAAAAUAAUUAUACUAAUUAUAAUAAUAUAAAUAAUAUAUUAAUUAAAAAAACUAUAACAACAGCAUCAGCGAUAACAGCAACAGCAACAGCAACGACAACAGCAGCACUAUCAUCAAAUUCAAUUAAUAGUGGGAUAACAACCACAACAACAACAACAAAUUUAUCAUCAUAUUAUAAUGAUCCAUAUUUAAUAACAUCCGAUGAUAUUAAUUUAACUAAUAUUUUUAAUAAUAACUAUGAUAAUAUAACUGAUAAUGUACCAAUAUUAUUAAUAGCUGCAGAAACAGUUGGUAAUUUUUUAUCAUGCUAUUAUACACCGAUUUUAGUUUUCUCUGGUAGUAUUGGUAAUAUACUAUCUGUAUUUGUAUUUUUUAAAACAAAAUUAAAAAAAUUAUCAUCGAGCUAUUAUUUAUCAGCUUUAGCAAUAAGUGAUACAUGCUUUUUAAUUGGUUUAUUUAUACAAUGGUUAAAUUUCAUAGAUAUAUACUUAUACAAUCGUGAAAUUUUGUGCCAAUUUUUUACAUUUUUUAGUAGUUUAUGCAGUUUUUUAUCAGUAUGGUUUGUUGUUGCAUUUACUGUUGAACGUUUUAUAGCUGUUAUGUAUCCAUUAAAACGUCAAACAAUGUGUACAGUUAAAAGAGCUAAAAUUGUAUUAUUUGGUUUAACUAUGUUAGGUACAUUACAUUGUUUACCAUUUAUAUAUUUUGCUAGUCCUAGAUUAGAUACAACUACAAAUUCAACAAUAUGUGAUAUAAGAUUGGAACUUAAGGAUUAUAUGACAAUAAUAAAUUAUAUAGACACAGUUGUGGUAUUUGUGGUACCAUUUACAACAAUCGUUGUUUUGAAUACAUUCACCGGAUGUACUGUUUGGAAAUUUGCAACAGUAAGACGUACCAUGACAACACAUAAAAGGAAGCAGACAACACAUGCCACCACAAGAAAUGAUUUUCCAACAACUGUGUACAGAACACCAACAUUAAAGAAAACAUCAUCUUUAAUUUCCAAUUGUUCACAUCCGAAUGGUAAAAAUAGUAUUCGGUACAGUGGUACUGUUAAAACAGGUCGCCGCAAAAUGACAAAUACAUCACAAUUAAAAGUUACAAAAAUGCUAUUAAUUGUAUCAACAGUUUUCAUAUGUUUGAAUUUACCAAGUUAUGUGAUGAGAGUUCGGGCCUUUUUAGAGACAAAUCCUUCAAGGACGACAAUUGCUGUUCAAUAUAUUUGUUGGUUUCUAUUUUUGACGAAUUUCGGGAUCAAUUUUGUAAUAUAUUGUCUUAGUGGGCAGAAUUUUAGGAGAGCGGUUAUUAGUAUAUUCAGAAAACCAUCAUCAAAUCACAAGGAUGGAUUAACUCAAGUCACGGUUUCAGAGUACUUAAGAACAAAUGGUCAUCGUUUAUCAAGAAGGAGAACAGUAACACAAAAUGGUUUAUGGAAGGAAUCACAUGAACUACAACAAGUCAUAUCUCUGAAAUAGGACGAAGAAGAAAAAAAAAACGAAUACAAUCCGAAAAUAUUUAAAAAAAAAAAAAACAGAAUUCAUUCGUAUGUACAUAAAAUUUAAGCAAUUAUUUGCAGAUCCUUAAAGGAUUUAAGACACAAAAAAAAGAAAAAUAAAAUAAAAAUUAAUAUUAAAUCCUAAGUUAUAUACCUACAUCUAAAAUAUAUAAAAUAAUGUACAUUU
This is a messenger RNA of Condylostylus longicornis, 2070 nucleotides long. RefSeq names its product thyrotropin-releasing hormone receptor (gene CNMaR). NCBI's taxonomy places the organism in Eukaryota, Metazoa, Arthropoda, Insecta, Diptera, Dolichopodidae. Gene Ontology annotation, biological process: G protein-coupled receptor signaling pathway. Gene Ontology annotation, cellular component: plasma membrane. Bases 280 to 1863 code for a protein of 527 amino acids. The record is from RefSeq and is a predicted model, not a curated record. The transcript has 8 exons. Gene Ontology annotation, molecular function: G protein-coupled receptor activity.